AGUGAAGAAACAAACUAAUAAAAACUGAUACUAAACCAUUGAGAAUCUUCAGAAGGCUGGAAUUGGUGAGAGAUGGUAGAUGUUUAGUCCACCUGUCUUUUAACCUCUUGUUCUUCUUUCUUUUCAGGCAGUCAAGUGGACAGAGAUCAUGAGAAAUUUGAGUGGAGGCCAGGUAGAGGCAUUUGUCUUGGUGGGCUUCCCUACCUCACCACCCCUACAGCUGCUCCUCUUUAGUCUGCUCCUUGCAAUUUAUCUGUUGACGUUAUUUGAGAAUGCACUCAUCAUCUCCACAAUCUGGCUCAGUCCCAGCCUUCACCGCCCCAUGUACUUUUUUCUUGGCCAUCUCUCAUUCCUGGAGCUAUGGUACAUCAAUGUCACUGUUCCCCGGCUCCUGGGAGCCUUUCUUACCCAGGACCGUAGAGUCUCUUAUAUAGGCUGCAUGACCCAACUCUACUUCUUUAUUGCCUUGGCCUGCACUGAAUGUGCCCUGUUGGCAGUCAUGGCCUAUGACCGCUACCUGGCCAUCUGUGAACCCCUCCGUUACCCCAGUCUCAUGCCUCCCAGGCUGGCCACUCGUCUUGCUGCUGCUUCUUGGGGCAGUGGCUUCUUCAGCUCCAUGAUGAAGCUUCUUUUCAUUUCCCGACUUUCCUACUGUGGACCCAACACCAUCAACCACUUUUUCUGUGAUAUUUCCCCACUCCUCAACCUCACCUGCUCUGACAAGGAGCAAGCAGAGAUAGUAGACUUUCUCCUGGCCCUAGUGAUGAUUUUACUCCCUCUAUUGGCUGUGGUUUCAUCAUACGCUGCUAUCGUUGUAGCCAUCUUGAGGAUUCCUACUGCUCAGGGGCGCCAGAAAGCUUUCUCCACCUGUGUCUCUCAUCUGACAGUGGUUGUCAUCUACUACUCCUCCACUCUUUUCACCUAUGCACGGCCCCAGGCCAUGUACACCUUCAACCACAACAAGAUCAUCUCUGUGCUCUAUACUGUCAUUGUACCCUUCCUAAACCCAGCCAUCUACUGCCUGAGGAACAAGGAGGUAAAGGAUGCCCUCAAGAAGACAGUGCUGGGCAGAUGCCACUAUCCUAGAGAUGCUCCAGACUGAUGUACUACAGAACCUGGCAGGGAGAGAAGAGCAGGGUCUUAAUAAGGCCACCUCAAGGGAUCAUAGAAUAGGCUUUAAAGGAACAUAAAUAUCAAUUAGUCCAAAGUUUCUCUAAAUAUUGUCUGGAGACCUCCUAACACAAAUGAAAGUUUGUGAAUCAUUAGUCUUGUACAGGAAUUCCCAAACUAUAUUUGGCCUAGCUACAUAAGAAU
Trichechus manatus latirostris (Florida manatee) is the source of this 1314-nucleotide messenger RNA. Its product is annotated as olfactory receptor 6P1. Gene Ontology annotation, molecular function: G protein-coupled receptor activity; olfactory receptor activity. Gene Ontology annotation, biological process: G protein-coupled receptor signaling pathway. Gene Ontology annotation, cellular component: membrane. Bases 149 to 1102 code for a protein of 317 amino acids. The record is from RefSeq and is a predicted model, not a curated record. The transcript has a single exon. NCBI's taxonomy places the organism in Eukaryota, Metazoa, Chordata, Mammalia, Sirenia, Trichechidae.